AGGUUGUCCACAAUGUGCCCACCUACGCCUCCGCAAUCACAGUCCAGUGCUGGAGGCCUUCUCUGGACACUGCUGCAAGGAAUGAGACGGUUCCACCUUUAAUUUAUGCAGCAAAAAAGUAUCAACGUGGUGCUGGCUGCUUCCGAUGAGGAAAUUGAAAGUGAAAGAAAGAUUCAGUACAGAUGUGAAACUGUGAACAGCAAAUGCCUCUCGAUAUGUCCUUUUAGAUUGCUUGCUUCAGUCUUCAUUUGGGACAAUCACCAUGGAAGUCAGUGAAGAUGCUAUCGAGCAGGAGAAAAGUAUCCGCAGGUUGAGGGAGAUGCUUCAUGUGAGUGACAUUCCUGUUCCAACAGCGACGUCUCUGAUGACGAGGUACGAUAAUGACUAUGAACUGGUGGCUCAAAGAAUCCUACACCUGAAGGACCUGGAUGAUGAAUCAGAGGGUGAAGCUGAGAACCAGGGACAGCCUGCUGCCGAGGAUGUGGUAAAGUUCAUUCUCUUUGUGCUGUCUUUUCCACUGCAUUUAAUGAAUGAAGGCAAUGUUGACCAAGACCUCCAGGACAUUGCAGACAGGUUGAAAGCUCUACCAUUGACUCAGGAUAAUGUGCGAGCGUUCAACUUGGCAAAGAGGAAUGAGAUUCCCUGCAGUCAAAGACAGUUCUCAUGCUUGGCUUGUGAUCGAAGUUGGUGGAGAGAGGUACCAGAGAGGAAACAGGUCUCACGAUGUCGUGACUGCAAAAGAAGAUAUGAUGCGGUGCCCAGAGAUCAGGAAUGGGGUCUUGCGAUGUACACUUGCCAAAACUGCAAUCACUCUUUCAGGAGUUAUGGACAGAUGGGGGUCCCUGCACCAUGCUACAGAUGCCGGAGUAUUGUCUUUCCCAUCCAGAUCAUUCCACCUGAUCGGAAUCAGUUCAGACCGGACAACAGGAGUCGGAAUCCACAUGGCUGCUGUGCUGAGGACUGUUGCAACCGACAAGAACCUUAUGUUCCUGGUACACACUGUGUCCAUCCUAGAACACGGCAGAUACGUGGUCUACCCAAAGUACUGUGUCCCAGCCAGAACCACGAGUCUACGGGCUCCACUGUGGCCAGCUGUGUCAGCCAGGGCUCCCUAAUGGAAUGCGACAUCGAGGAAAUCAUCCAGGAAGAUCUGAGUGCAAUCCCAGAGGACGAUGAAGACGACGAUGAAGAUGAAUGAAAGCCACGAGCCACAGCUCCUCCACUUGCCUUCAUCUUUACACUGGCAACCACGAUGAGGCUGAGAAUUGGGAAUCGAGGGAUGCUGUCAUUUUGAAUGUUGGAAUGUAGGAGUGGCCUGAAGCUCUACAGGCCAUUAUGAAGCCUGACUUGGUCAUUUGUUACUGAAAACAUUCUUGCUUCCAAUUGUUUAUCCUUUGCAGGUAUCAUUUCAUUAAACACUCUCCCAAAUAUUAGUUGUUUUUACAAUUUUUUUUGUUUUUUUCAAUGUUACAUCUUUAUGGAAAACUUUCAUUAAACGUCAUAGUGUAGGAACCUAAAAAUUGACAUAAAGACCUAAGGAACACGAGGAUUAAAAGGCACACACCCUUCACACCUACCUGACUAUUUAAUAAGAUCAUGGCCUACCUAAAUUGACUCCAUUUUCCUGCUCUAACCCCGUUGUCACUCAAUUUC
This is a messenger RNA of Hemiscyllium ocellatum (epaulette shark), 1653 nucleotides long. RefSeq names its product shiftless antiviral inhibitor of ribosomal frameshifting protein homolog. Gene Ontology annotation, molecular function: sequence-specific mRNA binding; ribosome binding. Lineage: Eukaryota; Metazoa; Chordata; Chondrichthyes; Orectolobiformes; Hemiscylliidae. Bases 263 to 1198 code for a protein of 311 amino acids. Gene Ontology annotation, biological process: viral translational frameshifting; innate immune response. The transcript has 8 exons. The record is from RefSeq and is a predicted model, not a curated record.